This is a messenger RNA of Octodon degus (degu), 912 nucleotides long. RefSeq names its product olfactory receptor 4A15-like. Gene Ontology annotation, biological process: G protein-coupled receptor signaling pathway. The coding region runs from base 1 to 912 and encodes 303 amino acids. The record is from RefSeq and is a predicted model, not a curated record. The transcript has a single exon. Gene Ontology annotation, molecular function: olfactory receptor activity; G protein-coupled receptor activity. Gene Ontology annotation, cellular component: membrane. Lineage: Eukaryota; Metazoa; Chordata; Mammalia; Rodentia; Octodontidae.
AUGGAGCAAAGGAACAACGUGACUGAGUUUGUGCUCUUGGGGCUCACUCAGAGCCUCCAGGGCCAGAAAAUACUAUUUUUUGUGUUCUUGCUGAUCUAUGUGGUGACCAUGGCAGGAAACCUACUCAUUGUCGUCACUGUGGUGCUCAGCCCUGCCUUGGAUGCCCCAAUGUUCUUCUUUCUUGGUUACUUAUCAUUUAUGGAUGUUGCUUAUUCUAACACAGCUACCCCAAACUUGCUGGUAGACUUGCUCCAUGUGAAGAAAACAAUUUCCUUCCAAGCUUGUAUGGUUCAGCUUUUUUUAGAACACUUUUUUGGUGGGGCUGAGAUAAUACUUUUGGUGGUCAUGGCCUAUGACCGCUAUGUGGCCAUCUGUAAACCCCUUCAUUAUCUGACCAUUAUGAACCAUAGGAUGUGUUUGCUGCUGUUGUUGUUUGCCUGGGUUGGCGGUUUUGUGCAUGCUAUAUUACACAUCCUUUCUGUUUACAACCUUCCCUUCUGUGGUUCCAAUGUCAUCAAUCACUUCAUCUGUGACAUGUACCCUUUAUUAAAUCUUGCCUGUACUGACACAUACUAUAUUGGUCUCAGUGUGCUGGCCAACGAUGGAGCAAUUUGUUCAAUUAUCUUUAUGCUUCUGCUAAUCUCCUAUGUUGUCAUUCUGCACUCCCUGAAAAACCUGAGUCAGGAAGGGAGGCACAAAGCAUUAUCCACCUGUGGCUCCCACAUCACAGUGGUCAUUCUCUUCUUUGUUCCUUGUAUUGUUCUAUUUGUGAGACCUCCUUUUACCUUGCCCACUGAUAAAUACUUAGCUGUGUUUUACACUGUUAUCACUCCUAUGCUAAACCCUAUCAUCUAUACUCUGAGAAAUGCAGAGAUAAAAAUUGCCAUGAAGAAUCUCUGGACUAGAAAAUAA